This is a messenger RNA of Microtus ochrogaster (prairie vole), 901 nucleotides long. RefSeq names its product proline rich 13 (gene Prr13). The record is from RefSeq and is a predicted model, not a curated record. NCBI's taxonomy places the organism in Eukaryota, Metazoa, Chordata, Mammalia, Rodentia, Cricetidae.
AAUUCAUAUCCACCCCAAGUGGUGUGCCCAGGAGGCCCCAAUCCUGCCUGUCCACCACAUGUCAAUCCUGCCUUUCCUCCUGGCCCCUGUCCUCCUGGAGUUCCCCAGGGAAACCCAGCUUUCCCUCCGUGCCAACCUUCUUGCCCUAUUGUGCCACAACCAGGAUAUCCAGGACACCCACCCCCGGGCCCCUGCCCUCCCUCGUACCCCCCACCUGGUCCUGGCAUGUGUCCUGUGAACCCUCUGGCUCCUGGCAUGGUCGGCCCAGGAACAGUGAUAGAUAAGAAGAUGCGGAAGAAAAUGAAGAAAGCUCAUAAAAAGAUGCAUAAAAAACACAAGCACGGAAAGCACUCCUCCUCUUCCUCCUCCUCCUCUUCCAGCAGUGACUCUGACUGAACGCAGGGCUGGACCCUCCUCCCCUCGAGUCUCAGCAGCUCCAUUCUCCCAUCAAGCUUCAGCUGUCAUCUUGUGCUCCCUGCCCCACGCCUGCCUGUGGCUUCCCCUGCUGUCGGUCCUGGCUGUCUAGGGAGAAGGGGAAGAAGAUGGCUAUGGGCUGGCGAAGCUGCCUUUGCCCUCUUGCCGUCAUUCUACUUGGCGAGGUCAGCAGGGGAACUGUCUUUCCAGGAUGGUGAAGACAGUUUUAAAUCUGCACCACGUGAUCCUUUUUACUUUCUUUUAUGCUUGUGACUGGUGUCUGUGAAAAUUUAUGAUGGGAACCUGUAUUUUUGUGAUGUUGGCACAUGAGGGGAUGGAGCGGCAGGCCUGCUGACUGCAGCGGGUACUGCAGAGCUGCUGGGGACCAGAGUCCCCUUCCCUGAAGAUCUCUUUUAGAACCUAGUCUGUUCCUUAGUUAAAUGUUAUCUCAGAUGGCUCUCAGUCCAAAUAAAAGCUACUCUCCUGG